GACGAAUCCCUGGCCUGACAUGAUACAGUCGUCCCUCUCUAAUCCGGCACUUUAUAAUCCAGCACCCUCCCUAAUCCAGCAGAUUUCCGUGGCACAAAUGGCGCCGGAUUAUAGAGGGACCACUGUAGUUGAUAGUUACUGUUGAUACCGAUCGAUGCAGAGUUCCUGUCUGCCAAAUAAUUCUGGUUGAGCACUUAGCUGUUCUGCAGUGUAGUAAUGUAGUAAUCUGUAGGGUUUGACUCUGACUGGUGUGAGUUUCGGCCCUGGACAAUGUCCGCUCCCCCAUAUCCCACAGCGCCUCCAGGUGCUGCUGCUGCGGCAGCUUCCGCCGUUCCCUAUCCGACCAGCGGCCCAGGUUAUGCGAGCAGCGCCCCAGCGCAGCCUAGCGCACCCUACGACGCUGCUGACGCCGGACCAGAGCAGUUCAAAUCGCCCAUUCAGAUGUUCAUCUCGUGCAAAAACCUCAUCGACAAAGACAUCCUGUCCAAGUCGGACCCCAUUUGCGUGGUGGACCUGCUGCAGGGAUCCAUUGACGUUAGUGAGGAUUUGUUCCGAGAGAUUGGCCGUACCGAGUGGAUCAAAGACAACCUUAACCCAACAUUCUCACGGUCCGUGACGACUGACUACUUCUUCGAGGCGGUGCAGCACGUGCGGUUUAUGGUCUACGAUGUUGAUGACGAGAAACAGGAUGUACGCCGUGGCGGAGGAGAACUCCUGGGUACCGUCACAACAAAACUCAGCCAGAUUGUGACCAAAAGCCCUCUCGAGCUCAACUUGACCUGUGAUGGGAAAAAAUCUGGGUGUGGCACAAUCAAGAUUACUGCAGAAGAAAUGAACAGUGUUGAUGAUGCGAUGGACAUGACAUGGACGGCAACACGACUAGACAAGAUGGACUUCUUCGGCAAGUCGGAUCCGUUCCUGGAGUUCUCUCGUUCCAAUCCCGAUGGUUCAUUCUCCGUCGCUCAUCGCACAGAGGUGAUCAAGUCUACAUUGAAUCCAUCCUGGAAACCCACGUCUGUUGGAAGUCGCCAGCUUUGCAACUCAGACUACCAGCGCUCGAUACGAAUCAAUUGCCAGGACUGGAACAAAAGUGGCACGGCUGACUUCAUUGGGUCAUGUGACGUCACGGUGGAUCAGCUACGGCAAGCACGGCUACCCCUCGAUCUUGAGUUGGUCAAUGAAGCUAAAGCCAAGAAGAAGAAGAAGAGUUAUCGCAACUCUGGUGUUCUCCACCUUCAGGCAUUAGAGAUCCACCGGAAUCCAACGUUCCUCGACUACAUAUCCAGCGGGUUGGAAUUGAACUUUGUGGUUGGUAUAGACUUUACUGGGUCUAAUGGUGACCGUCGUCAUCCCAAAUCACUGCACUACAACUGUCCAACGGGCAACAUGAACGAAUACCAACGCGCUCUCUGGGCUGUGGGCUCGGUGUGCGAACAGUAUGACACGGAUAAACUGUUUCCAGCGUAUGGUUUUGGUGCCAAGGUUCCACCUCUUAACAAUUUUUCAAACAUCUUUAACCUUAGUAUCGGCUCAGCCAAUCCUGAGUGUCAUGGAGUGUCUGGAAUCCUAGCCGCAUAUCAACAAGCUGUCACACAGGUGCAACUCUGGGGACCGACGAAUGCUGCUCCAAUAGUUUCGGAGGUGGCUGACCUUGCGGAAGAAGAGCAUAAACGGAUCGUCAAGAAGCGUUUGCCGUGCGGGACCUAUCAAAUUCUGCUGCUGCUGACGGACGGCAUUCUGACGGACAUGGACCAGACGGUACUGGCAGUGAUCCGUGCGUCACGCCUACCCAUGAGCAUCAUCAUCGUCGGCGUGGGCAGUGCCGACUUCAGCGACAUGGAGGCUCUAGAUGCCGAUGAUGCGCUAUUGGAAGCAGGCGGUAACAAAGCUAUGCGCGACAUUGUGCAGUUUGUUCCCUUCUCGAAGUUUGCAAGUGAACCACCAGAGAGGUUAGCAAAGGAGGUGCUGGCUGAAGUGCCUACGCAGGUCUUGGAAUACAUGCAGGAAUAUCGGCUGCCGCUCGCUAACCAACAAUGAGCUGGCCAGCGAAAAUAGAUCAAGUACUCGCAUGCCAUGGGUCUCAACUUGGCUCAGCGUGGGUUGCUCGUACUCCAUACUAAUCCAGUGUUGUCUUAGAAGUUAUCUUUUUAGAACUGUUCAUCUCUAGACCAUCGCUCCCUGUGUCCGCUUCAUCCGCACUGAAGCGGCUGUUCCCGUACUGCUAUAUUGGCGCAUGGAACUCCCUUCCUGACAGGCUGCUGUCGCAGCGCCCAGCAACAAGACGUUUUCAGUCAUUCAAAACAAAGGUCUAUCGACACCUGAGAGACAUCAACUGGUACAUACUGGGCAAGAGAUUUGCCUGUAAUUUUUGAGCUCAUUGCUUGCCAGACCCGCUGACCCGCGUACGUGGCCUUGCUCAGAGUGCUCAGCUGUGUUUUGCAUGCAUGGUACAUCAAUCCGAACACUGAUAAUUCACAGCCUCGUCCUUAUCUUGUUUUUAUUAUCAAUAAUGGAACAAGUUAAUGGAUCUGAUUGUUUUAGUGUUUGUACACGCUUGGCUGCUGCUGUGGCACUUUUGCAUUUUCUGUGCUGCUGUGCUGUUCUCGGCUGCACUAGCCGUAAUAACUGUCGUACCCAUAUAUGCACACAUACAAUCCCCGGCUACGCUUAGGAAGUGCUUUCGUUGCCUAUGCUAUGUCGUCAUCUCUCCUCGCUUUGUUUUCUCUGCCAAGGCUCUCAUUUAUCUUUGCUUGCUUGCUUAGGAGCUGCAUCUGCGCCUUGAUCCAAGAGGGUGGUGGCGUUCCUGCGGAUGCGGAAAACUGGGCCUUUGGCCGAGUCUCACGCGAACCGUGAUUUUUUUUUUUUGCUUGUAUAGCUGACGGAACUUACUUAUGCUGGUUGGUAUUCAUGGGUCCGACUCCCCAUGGUGCACGGGCCACGUGUACUCAUCCGGCGGAUAAGUGUGAAUAAUAACAAUAAUUUUAAGUACUCA
Sycon ciliatum is the source of this 2992-nucleotide messenger RNA. Its product is annotated as copine-3-like. The transcript has 17 exons. Gene Ontology annotation, cellular component: plasma membrane. Gene Ontology annotation, biological process: cellular response to calcium ion. Gene Ontology annotation, molecular function: calcium-dependent phospholipid binding. Bases 271 to 2037 code for a protein of 588 amino acids. Lineage: Eukaryota; Metazoa; Porifera; Calcarea; Leucosolenida; Sycettidae. The record is from RefSeq and is a predicted model, not a curated record.